Molecule: messenger RNA, 2382 nt
Organism: Endocarpon pusillum Z07020
Lineage: Eukaryota; Fungi; Ascomycota; Eurotiomycetes; Verrucariales; Verrucariaceae
Exons: 1
Coding region: 1-2382 (793 amino acids)
Molecular function (GO): DNA replication origin binding
Source: RefSeq, a predicted model, not a curated record
AUGAAUGAUCAAGGCGUGCAUCAUCGUCAAAACUCGCCGCAUCAGGCGUAUCAUGGUUUUCGUCAACUUGCGCCAUCAGGCAUGGAGUCUGGCAUGCACAAUCCCCGUUCCUCCAUGACCGGCACUCAUCUCCCACGAAUAUCGGGUGCGCCUUCUCCACGACAUGUUCGGCAAGGCAGCAUUCGCAGCUUACAGUCUUCACCACGAAUGCUACAAUCAUCCCCGAGAUUACAAAGAACAGGUACCCCAACAUCCACGGUUGGUCGCGCAGCCUAUUCUAUGUCCCCGCCGCCGCUUUUUGAUACCGCGUCUCGAGGCUCGCAGCACACAAUAGAGCCACAUGUCGUUGAUAACCCAGCGCUCCCUUCCCGCGACAUCACCAACACUAACAUUGACGACGCUUACGUGAAAUUCAUUCUCUACGCGAAUCCAGGUGUACCACGAGACGUUGACACGACAGAGCUGCGUCGCGUCUUUCGAGCUCCCCCCCGCAGCGAUGGCAAGAGCUUCAGCAUAUACACACUAUGGCAAUUGAUCAAGAAGUUGGAAAACAAGGAGUUGAAGACUUGGUCACAGCUGGCAAUUGAGCUUGGUGUCGAACCACCGUCUACCGAGAAAGGACAGAGCGCACAGAAAAUUCAGCAAUAUGCUGUGAGGCUCAAGCGAUGGAUGCGCGCAAUGCACAUCGACGCCUUCUUUGAAUACUGUCUAGGAAAAGCACAUCGGUAUUUCACUGAUUUGCCAACCGCUGCUGCGAAUUCCUCCGAAGAAGGUCGCGAUGGAGUGCCCCUGGAGGAAGAUUUGGCGCUUCGAGCACUCAUGCCCGAAUGGAGACCCAAAAGAGGACGGAAGAAAAUUGAAGAGAAGGAAUCGGAAAAUAAUUCAGAGCAACCGUCUGCGAAGAGACCACAUUUAGACUCUCAUCACUCGGCAGUUGAGUAUGACGGGCUUGGGGUACAUUCUGCCAUCUUUCCUGGAAGUGCGGCGUCUUGGACAGCAUAUCCAGACGAUAUGAACCAAGAUGCGUGGACCAUGGCAUCUGCGAUGUCGCAAGGACACAACAUGCCACCAAAUAUCAAUCCUAACAUGUACUCGGGAAGAAGUGGUUUCGAAUUCACCCGAUGGCGGCGAGACAUGUCGCCAUCUGGCUAUCCUCAGUCUGCGAUCACGUUAAGUCAUCGUGAGCCAGAACCCAUCAUAAACGAACCUCAAUCAGCAAUCACGCCAUCUGCUUCGUCUAAACCCAAAUCAUCUCGUCGCAGGCAUGGACCUGCAGUUUCGUCAGCAUGGCCCAGCCAAGGAAACGCAAGUAGUGGCAAGCAGAGGGGCAGACCACCAGCCCAGAAAGCCACGCAAGAUGAGCCACUAUCUGCUAUACCAGCAGAUGGGCGACCGAAUGGGCAUUCCGUUUCCACGCAAAAUACGCACCAUGAAGACCAUGUAAUCGUUCCUACGGUGACAUCGCAGGCACCUCCUCAGCAACUUUCUCAAUCCCGGCCAAACAAGAAGCUUCAGCUUCAGGUUCCUGAGCGUCUUGGGGGUCCCGUUCGCUUAGCAACUCCGCCACUUGUGCUCGUGAAUGGCAGUGGACAUCUUCGACGCAGCUCGGCUGAUUACUUCCGCAAUCCUGAAGGGGAUGAGGCUGAUGAUGGAGAGUCAAUCAUUGUCGAGCAGACCAGACCAUCAGAAACCCUUCAUGACAACCAUUUCACGAUCGAAGAUGUCGCUCGGUCCUUCGCCACCCGCUUGCUGCAUAUCAAAGUUAUAGGUCGUCCAGUGGACCUGAGUGUUGAGGAGGCGAACAUGGUCGCCAAUAAAGCCGUGCUGUCGAUUUGUGGAGACACGUCUGGAGCCGGCCCAAGGUAUCGCAGAAUACUAGCAAUGAAAUGCGCAAUUGUCCUUGGUGUGGAGAAGGAGAUGGGCAUCUCCAGCUCCAGCAAUGCGGACAGCCACUCUCAUCUAAGUGUACGGUCUGUCUUCCAAAAUGCGGACGGUUCGGUCUCGCGAAGCCGAAAAUUGAAUAGCAGCGGCACCACCGAUGGCACCAAAGGCUCUUACAAUUACACCAUCUCCAUCGACACCACAAACUCCUCCAGCACAUUCUCCUCUAGUAUCCUGAUCCGAGACAUCAUCGUUCCUGCGCAGGUCUCAUCAAACGUUAUGGAAGACGACUUCUCCAGCCUCCGAGAGCAGAUUAAAGCGCUCUCUGAAAUCCCAGCUUCAGCGAUUGAACCACCGACCGCAAUCAAUGGCGAUGAAGAUACCACCGACGAUGCUUGGAGACAGCGAUUCCUUGAUAUAAGGAGAGACGAGAAGAUUGCCGAGGAGAAGUUGAGGAGACUGAAGAGAUUGAUGUUGGAGGUUGUUAUGGGGAGUGAAUAA